AUGGUGCGGCUCAUCUGGCGCGUGCCGGGGCAGGACCGCAUCGCGGCGGCAGUAUCUGAGAUCGCCCAUCCCUGCAGCCCCCCUGUCACGUCGUUCGAUGUCUUCGUCGAGACGCUGGACGCCGUCAGGGAGAUAGAGGCUAUUCUCACGAUGCCGACGUGCCAGGCCGGCGGCGCGUCACCCAAGGGGAUCGGGGUGAUCUUCGCGCCGGGGAGCGGGGCGCAGGAGUACAAGGGGAGGCUCAUGAGUCAGUUGGCGCACACGUUCGCGCAAGCGGGCUGUCCGUCCGUGCGCUACACCGUGAAAGCCGGGAAGGUCGUUGCGGAGGCGCGGAGGUCCAUGGCGUUCCGGCUGGCGCUGGACACGCUGCGGUCGUCGCCGCACGUGUCUGGGAUCAAGCGUUGGGUUGUCCUGGCGUCGGGCACGGGGGCGCGCGUGGCGGCGAACAUCGGGAAGGACCUACAGCAGUCGGGAGACGAAGAUGUCGUCGGCUACGUUUUCUUCGGGUGCGGGUUCUCGUCGGCGGCGCAGGAGGACCUCGACUGCCUGCGGGACCUGCAAACGUGCAGCCAGCGGCCCUGCUUGUUCUACGUGCCCUCCGACGACAGCAACGCGGCUCUGCAGGGGCUCCGCGCGGCGCCUGCCGCGAGCGGCUGUCCCAUGCACUAUUUGAGGAAGGAUCAUCUGCGCUUCGUCCACGCCAAGGCCGACGCCGGCAUGAAGGUCAACGCCAAAAGCGGCAAAUACUCCCCGGCGACGGUGGACGAGGUCGACGUGACGGUGGCGCAGUGGGCCGAGGCGGUCGUUGCUGGCGACGCCGCGAAGCUCAAGGACAUCGGCGUAGCGCUCGACGAGGCGCUGGCCCAGGCACCAGCGGCCGCGGCGAACGACACUGAGGGCGAACCCGCACCGGCCGAGUGA
Pedinophyceae sp. YPF-701 is the source of this 921-nucleotide messenger RNA. The record is from the annotation of a GenBank genome assembly. NCBI's taxonomy places the organism in Eukaryota, Viridiplantae, Chlorophyta, Pedinophyceae.